AAAAGAUUGGGUGUUGGUUGGGGUUAAAAAAAGAAGUCUGGAAAAUUCCAAAUCCAUGCGUUCGUCUUCUUGACAAAUGCUUGUCUAGACUUGAUGGUCAAGUAUUCGUUGUAGGAACAGCAUUGGUGGAUUUCGUUUCCUUCGUCUCGCUGAAAGCUUCUCCUUUCAAUCACAGCUAACAUACAGAGAUUGAUUGGCCGAAGAUAAAAAAUACAGAGAUUAGAGACAACAAUCUAAUUCAUCCCUCCAUAUUAUCGUCAGUUUGGCAUCGAUUUUUCCUUUACGGAAGACAUUAUUUGGGAAUCUCUGUUCUCAAUUGGUAAGUCUUAGGGUUCAAUAGGGCCAUCUUUCGUUUUCUUGAUUCUGCUGGAGGAGUUUCUUUCGUUCCACAGCUAUGCAGAGUCAGCUUGUGUGUAGUGGGUGCAGGAGCGUUUUGCUUUACCCUAGGGGGGCAACUAAUGUUUGCUGUGCAUUGUGCAACGCAAUUACCUCUGUUCCUCCACCUGGGAUGGAAAUGUCUCAACUUUGUUGUGGAGGUUGUAGGACAUUGCUGAUGUACACACGGGGAGCUACAAGUGUUAGAUGCUCUUGCUGUCAUACUGUGAACCUUGCACCAGCCCAUAUACACUGUGGGAACUGCCGGACAACUCUAAUGUAUCCGUAUGGAGCUACAUCAGUCAGAUGUGCAGUUUGUCAGUAUAUAACUGAUACUAGUAGGACCAAUGGAAGGGUUCCCAAUCCUGUCCACAGACCAAAUGGAACAACCAAUUCUGGAACAGCACCUUCUACUUCAACGUCGAUGCCCCAUUCUCAAGGCCAAACUGUUGUGGUGGAAAAUCCCAUGUCUGUUGAUGCAAGUGGGAAAUUGGUGAGCAAUGUUGUUGUUGGCGUAACAACAGAGAAGAAAUAAUGUCCAUCUAGUUAUUACGCCGGUCUUGAACGGUACGCUGUUUGAGGCAUUACCAGUGUCUGGCACCCAAUUGUGAUGGAUAUCUUGUGUAUAUGAUUUUGGAAUAUGCUUCCUAUGCCAGAGGCUUUUUCGAGUGUUUUUAAGGUAUGUAUGUAUAUCAAGAGGUCGGUCAGCGGAAGGAAUCUUUCAUUUGUGUGAUUAUGAGAUUCCUCUUUCAGCCAAAUCAGUUGAUUCAUUCAGAUUAUUUCUUGACUUGUGGGGAUUGUGGUGACUUGAUCAACUUGUGCUUUUUAUUGAUGAUUUUUCCGUUUUUACAAGUUUGUACGUGUAUUAUUUGUAUGGUUGUGUUUAUAGUGAUGUUAAAGCCUAGGCUUCUUCCGCUAGAGGAAAUAAUAUAAUAAGCUAUAAGCUAUGAACAAAUA
Prosopis cineraria is the source of this 1332-nucleotide messenger RNA. Its product is annotated as protein LSD1-like. The transcript has 7 exons. The record is from RefSeq and is a predicted model, not a curated record. Bases 395 to 910 code for a protein of 171 amino acids. Lineage: Eukaryota; Viridiplantae; Streptophyta; Magnoliopsida; Fabales; Fabaceae.